Molecule: messenger RNA, 1773 nt
Organism: Cynara cardunculus var. scolymus (artichoke)
Lineage: Eukaryota; Viridiplantae; Streptophyta; Magnoliopsida; Asterales; Asteraceae
Exons: 2
Coding region: 408-1559 (383 amino acids)
Cellular component (GO): membrane
Molecular function (GO): glycosyltransferase activity
Source: RefSeq, a predicted model, not a curated record
CGUGAGAGAGAUGGCAAGAGACCACAUUCCUUGGAUCUCUUCGCCCCUCCCCCUUCUUUCACGCUUCCUUCCUCUUGUUUUCUCCCAUUCUCCUGGACUCCUGUCUCUCUCACUUUCGAACCACAAGAAAAUUCAAGAAACCUUCCAUCUUUCAUGUCUCCACACCCCCAAAAAUGGAAACCCCAAUCACUUCAAGUUUCUUGAGAUUUCAGGGUGCAAACAAGGGGGUUUUAAUGGUGGGUUUCUAGAAAGUCUUGAUCUUUAUGCUUCGUUAAGCAAAACCCAUCAUUCCCAUAUCAUCAAAUCCAAAACCCACUUCGCUUUUGGCCUCAAAGUGUCUGAAUCACGAAAAGGGAUUCAAAAGUGAGCUUAAUACAACAUACCCACAAUUCAAAAUUUCUGAUUCGAUGGAGGAAGCUAAAGACUUCCCAAAUGCUACAGUUGUAGUGAGACCAAACCAGUCUAGGGGGUUUCCACACAGAUUGAUGCACUUGCUUAUCUUGUUUCUAGUUUUAUGUUUCUCGAUUUCUUUGUUUGUUAUCUGCACGGUUCGAAAAACCGGAGUCGCCACAGCCGUGGCUCCACGGGUUUCCGUUUCACAACCAUGUGUUGAAGAACAGCCAAAGACUGGUCUUGAUCAUUGGAUCAAGUCUCCUUCCAGUUUGUUGCAUACAAUGAGCGAUGAACAGCUCUUUUGGAGGGCUUCUUUUAUGCCACAAUUGAAGUCGUAUCCGUUUACUAGAACGCCGAAGAUCGCGUUUAUGUUCUUGACAAAAGGCCCAUUGCCGUUGGCUCCAUUGUGGGAGAGGUUCUUGAAGGGACAUGAAGGUCUUUAUUCGAUCUACGUUCAUUCACUUCCGGCAUAUCAUGCUAAUUUUCCACGGACGUCCGUGUUUCAUGGGAGACAGAUACCAAGUCAGAAAGCGGAAUGGGGUCGAGUGAGUAUGUGUGAUGCUGAGAGACGACUCCUAGCGAACGUCCUUCUCGAUAUCUCGAACGAAUAUUUUGUUCUCGUAUCCGAAUCGUGCAUUCCCCUUUACAACUUCACGCUAACCUAUAAUUACAUAACAAACUCCAAUCACAGCUUCAUGGGAGCCUUCGAUGACAAGGGGCCCGUCGGCCGCGGCCGCUACAACAAUAAAAUGUUGCCGGAAGUCGACAUCUCUCAAUGGAGAAAAGGAUCCCAAUGGUUUGAAGUCGACCGGAAACUCGCAACCAUUAUUGUCUCCGAUGUGACUUAUUAUCCGAAAUUCAAAGAGUUUUGCAGGCCAGCUUGUUACGUGGAUGAACAUUAUUUCCCAACCAUGUUGACGAUACAGGCUUCGGAUUCGAUCGCGAACCGGAGCUUGACUUGGGUUGAUUGGUCGAGAGGUGGGCCCCACCCCGCAACAUUUGGGAAGUCCGAUAUAACGGAGAAAUUCAUGAAGAAACUUCAAGAUAUGCACAACUGUGAUUAUAACGGAAAACCGGCUUCCGUUUGUUAUCUUUUCGCGAGGAAAUUUUCGCCGGGAACUUUGCAACCGUUGUUUCUUCUUGCUCCUAAAUAUUUGGGCUAUUGAGACAAAAAAUAUUGAAAGUUGGGGGGUUUGAGAGAAGAAUAAAAGUUGGAGGGGUGGAAGGCAAACUUACUGAAUAUGGACGUUCUUACGAGCGUUUUUCUUUUCAAAACAGAGGAAUUUUCGAUAUAUUUAGGUAUAUAACUUUAAAUCCCAGUCACCGGUUUUGUGGGGAAUCCCGAUCAGAAUAGGUCUCAUUCCCAUUUUUUUAAAUAGG